AUGCUGGUGAAGACACUUAGAAUUGGGGCGCCCCGCGUCACCCAGGAAGCUGGCGGAAGUCGGCUGGAUGUCGAGGUAUGCGGCGAGCCGCUCUUCGUCAGGGCGAACGUUCCCCUGGCUGAGAGCAGCGAGGCGCUGGUUGCGGCCUUCUACCUGGUUGCCCAGCACUACAAUGCGGUCUUGCGGAUCGAGGGUGAGCUCGAUCCGAUCUUUCUGCAGAACGUGCCGGCUGUGGCGGCUUUCGCCGAACGUCACCUUCGUCUGCCCGGCUGUCCGGUCCAAGCGCGAUCGAAAUCCGAUAGAACCAAGCAGGCCGGUGCCAGCGCCGCCUUCCUCACCGAGGGGCUGGAGUCGCUUUAUACCCUCGCACGACGGACGGCGGAACUCGAUGCGCUCAUCCACGUGGCGGGGCUCGACAAACCGGGACGUGACUCAGCCGCUGCCGAACGUCAUCUCCAAAACCUGCGUCGUCUGACAGAGGCAUCCGGUCAGUUCUUGAUCGAGAUGGAGACGAACCUGCGCGACCUGCGGCUGUUCCGCUCGGUGGACUGGGAGAUAACGCGCAGCGCCGCCCUAGCUGCGAUGGCGCAGUGUCUGGCGGGGCAGGUCGGUCACAUCCUGGUUCCCUUGAGCGAUGUUGGGACCUUCGGAGGCAGCUUGCCUUGGGGUGCCCACCCCCUGCUGAUCGAAGGUUGGUCGUCCAGCGCUGUCGAGAUUGUCUGCGACACCUCUCCUGCGAACUGGAUCGACAAGAUCGCGGCGCUUGGCAACUACCCUCCCGCUCUGGAUUACCUGCAGGUUUGCGGUCGUGGCGAGGAGCCGGGCAGCACCUUCGGCGAGCGUGAGAUUUGCGUUCGGGCGGUGGCGGCCCUUCAUAUCGUCGGGGGUCUCUCCGCCGGUCGAACGCUCCCUCAAGAUACGUUGUUCGAGAGCAUUCGCGCCCUGCCACCCUUGACGCCGCAACAGCGGCGCGCCUGGCAGGCGCUUCUCGAUCAUCCAAGAUCAGGUGACUUGGCGGCGGUCAUCAAGAACAAACUCGAGGAAACGCCCUUAGCGCCGGCCCUGACUUCCGCUUCCAUGGUUUCUGCGGCUUCUGCCAUCAGCGCCUCUCGAUUGACGUGGCAGAUCAGGAAUUUCCGGUUGGUCGGUCAGAUGCUUCGCUGA
Molecule: messenger RNA, 1164 nt
Organism: Symbiodinium necroappetens
Lineage: Eukaryota; Dinophyceae; Suessiales; Symbiodiniaceae
Source: the annotation of a GenBank genome assembly